Messenger RNA from Paramacrobiotus metropolitanus, 2339 nucleotides. Its product is annotated as ovochymase-2-like. Gene Ontology annotation, biological process: proteolysis. NCBI's taxonomy places the organism in Eukaryota, Metazoa, Tardigrada, Eutardigrada, Parachela, Macrobiotidae. The record is from RefSeq and is a predicted model, not a curated record. Gene Ontology annotation, molecular function: protein binding; serine-type endopeptidase activity. The transcript is spliced from 17 exons. Bases 152 to 2074 code for a protein of 640 amino acids.
GUGUAGUUCGAAAAAUGCACGCCACUAACGAUGCGUUUUAAGUCAGAGGCCAUUCUGCGUAACAUCUCUAAUAUAAAGUACACGGUUAAAAAUUUUUUAAAACUGGGUAGUUUAGAUACUGUUAAGCUUGGAUUCGUGAAAAUCUGAUACCAUGAUUAAGAGGAUACUGUUGUGUUUGGGACUAUUGCAUGCGGCUGCCGGACAAGAUGGCUGCAAAGCCCCGGCAUUUCUAUCGGCAGCAGGCGGUUCCAUCGAAACGCCAUAUUACGCUUAUCCGACAAUGGGCGGAUAUCCCAACAAUCUUAGAUGCCGUUGGGUAAUCAGGAAUCCAGCCAACAAUAAUAUCUCAAUUUCAUUUGCCGAAUCCUUCUGGCUGGAGCCAACAAGUGGAUGCUCCUAUGACAGAAUCGUGUUUUUCAAUGGAGAACGCACUGGAGCAGUAACUUGCAUGCAGGCUUUAGGCGACACCGAAGCGCAAUUCAACACUGGACCGUUGUGCGGUGCGGUCGCACCGGCUCCUUUUGUUAUUGGGAAAAGGCCGGGUGAUACGACCAGCGUUUUCACGGUUGAAGUCUGUACGGAUGGCUCUCAAACUGGCCAAGGUUUCCAUAUGAAUUUCAAUGCCACCAAUGACGCGGCCACUGCACCUUUGCUCGGAACCACAACACUUCCCCCGGUGACCGGACCAACAAGUCCUCCGAUCCCGUUGCAGGCGCAUUUUCACUUGACCCUGGACGAGCAGCUCAACAGAACAGUCUAUAUAACUUCACCGGGUCACCCUGGAAAUUAUCCAAAUUACGCCAAUUAUUCCUGGACCAUUUCUACGGAAUCCAAUAGCUAUAUCCAAGUCACAGCGGAGGCGUUCAGCCUGGAAUAUAACUCCCAGUGCGGUUACGACAGCCUGACCAUUGUAGAUCCAAAAAAAAGCGACGAAGUUGUAGGCGUUUUCUGUGGAAACGAUGGUCCUAUCGAAAUUAAAUCUUCUGGAAAUGAGCUGCGACUUUACUUUAAAACCGAUGGAUCGGGGACGUACGCUGGAUUUCGACUACGAGUUGAAUUGACAAAAUGCAAAGCUGGCGAGUCCUCGUGUCCCAACGAUCCCAGCGGCACCACUUGUUUUUCGCCGGAUAUGCUGUGCGACGGCAAAGGAGAUUGUCCUAAUAAUGAAGACGAGAACUGUCCUCUGACAUGCGGUAAUCCAGCAGUUCAGCCAUGGUUAAGCACCAGGUUUGCCGAAGGGAUGGUGCAGUCCAGAAUUGUGGGCGGAAUUGAGGCUCGGCCGCACAGUUAUCCUUGGCACGUGGCAGUGUUCCCCGAUCACAGCAACGCUCGCGGAGUGCUUUGUGGAGGCACCAUUAUUGACCACCAUUUUGUGCUGACCAGUGCCCAGUGCUGUGUCAACUAUGCAAAUAAUCCCGCAACGGGUCUGCACAUUGGAGUGGGCGAGCAUAACAUUCUGGCCUCCCGCGAGCCACAUGCGAUCAACUACACCAUCCAGCAAGCCUUCCUACAUCCUCGAUAUGCCCAGGGUCCUUCUACAAACCAGCCGUUAAAUAAUCCAUCCUAUGAUUACUGUUUAUUGAAAACUAAAUUGCCAAUUUUCUUCAAUGACCAUGUGGCUCCAGUCUGCCUGGGUAUGAUGGAAUACCCCGAGAAUACUCGCUGUUACCUGUCUGGAUGGGGAGCGGUCUCACGAUCGCCAGGAUCAUAUCCAAAUGUUCCUCUGGUAUCAGAAGAGUGGAGCCCAACCCUGCGCCAGGUCGACCUGCGUGUGGUCAGCGCAGCACGCUGUCGGUCCCUGUUUGCCCAGCAAGCAGUACCAGAUUUCAGUGAUCAGAUGCACAAUAUGACGAAUGUUAUUGGACAGGAAAACAUGUGCGCCGGUACUCCUGGUAAAGGAGGGUGCUUUGGAGAUGUUGGUGGUGCUUUGGUAUGCCAAAGUCCAAGUGAUCCCCAAACCUGGCAAGCAGUGGGCAUCUUUAGCUCUCGAUAUGGGUGCGGUGAUACAUUGCCUUCGAUCUUCUCAAAGGUAUCGUCGGCCGUGGAAUGGAUUUCCUCGGUGAUGUUUUCAUAAUCAUAACAGAGUUUCCAGUAAUUUAACAGUCUUGAUAAAUUGCGUCCGUUCGUGUACUUUACUUGAUGUGCAAUUUAGGAAUGGCUUUGCUGCUUGACUGUAACAAAAAGGAAAACUCGAGAUACGUCUGAUCUAGCAGUUGCUGGUAGAAUGACCGUGUUUGCUUUAUAAAUGUUCAUGUUAAUUAUGCACUUUAUACAAAGAAUAUGCACUGGAGUCUAGAUGUUACAGGACGCAGAAAAACAAAUCACAACGACAAACAUGA